This is a messenger RNA of Anguilla anguilla (European eel), 1517 nucleotides long. It is a transcript of the gene cxcl18a.1, whose product is annotated as chemokine (C-X-C motif) ligand 18a, duplicate 1. Bases 89 to 412 code for a protein of 107 amino acids. Gene Ontology annotation, molecular function: CXCR chemokine receptor binding; chemokine activity. The record is from RefSeq and is a predicted model, not a curated record. NCBI's taxonomy places the organism in Eukaryota, Metazoa, Chordata, Actinopteri, Anguilliformes, Anguillidae. Gene Ontology annotation, biological process: neutrophil chemotaxis; antimicrobial humoral immune response mediated by antimicrobial peptide; chemokine-mediated signaling pathway. Gene Ontology annotation, cellular component: extracellular region. The transcript is spliced from 4 exons.
AUGCCGCUCAAUAUGGUCAUUCAGGAAGCGUCUUGUAUUAGUAUCUUGGAGAAAGUGAAUCAGCACGGACAUUGUAGCAGAGUCGGUCAUGCCUGCCAGAAAAAUUUGCGCAGUUUUCAGCUCGCUGCUUCUUCUUUGGGUCGCGUGGGCAGACGGAGACAUGCGGGGUAGAUGCGUGUGUCCGAACAAAGUUGACGCGGUGCAUCCGAAGCGCGUCGCCGAUAUCACAGUGCUACAGAAGGAUGCGUUCUGCGGCGAGACUCAGAUAAUACUCACUCUGAAGCAGAACGGCGAGGUGUGUCUGAACCCAGACUCAGAACAGGGCCGAAACAUCCAGGAAUGCUGGAGGAGCCAUGACAUGGACCCAGCAAAAACAAAGGCGUGCUUAAGGAAGAAGAAAACAACCCACUAAGCUGACCGCACAAGACAUCACCAUAAUACAGUAUAAUAGCGCAAUACUCCAUGUAGGCUGAUACCCCAGACAUGUUACAGUUGCGCUUUUAAUCUCGCAUAUGAAGGGACCUCAUACAGUGCAUGCGCAUGGUUUUUUUUGUACCUGUAUUUUAUAUUAAAAACAAAGAAGAUAAUUAAAAAAAAAAUAAAUAAAAAAAUCUAAAGCCAAGAUUGUGGGUGUGUUGGCAGUUGCAUGCUUUACGUUCUUUUGCUGUUCAAUUUAACAAUGAUAAGUAAAAGCAUUUAAUAAACACCUCACCAUCUUUUAAACAUGAACCUUUACUCCAAUGAUUGUGCAAACAUACCCAGCCCUUCUUGUUUAAGUAACUGUAUGUAACUUGACGCUGAAAUACGAAUUGCCUCUCUGAGGACAUUAAAGUUUUCUAAUCUAAUCUAAUCUAAUCUAAUCUAAUCUAAUCUAAUCUUAGUCUCAAACCAUUUCAGAAUUAUUGCAGAGCAAAGCCCUGAUGGCAUGCAGGUAGAAAUCCAUUUUCUACUAUUGUUACCAUUCCUCUGUCAGGAUUCUGCCUUUUUCUAUUUCUGUUUUUCCUUUCUGGGCCCCCAGAUGGUGGCAUUUCAGUUUGCUCUCUCUUUAGUUACCCCUGUGUUAAUUGUAUUAUCGUUUUCAAUUAUUCCAUCGUUGUUUUUUCUUUGGGUCUCGUUAUCCCUUCCUUUUUGGGUUUGAUUGUGUAUCGAGUUCUCCCUGUGUCUUGUUAGAGUUGUGGCUAUUUAGGUUCUCUGUUUCCCUGACUCGGGUGCUGGUUCCUUGUGUUUCUGCUUGUGUUUAUGCCUGUGUGUCUGACUGUGUUCAUGCCUGUGUGUUUCCACCUUAGAGUAUCUGCCUGUUUGAAUCUGCCCGUCCGUUUCUACCAGCACUCUGUCUGAGAGUUCUGCCCUGCCCGAGUUCUGUUUUCCUUGUGUGUUUUUUUUUUUUUUUGGUUUUUGAAAAUUCUGCUGUUUUUGUUUCUGAACUUUUUGUGUUUUUGGAAGUGCCCUGUGUGGCCUUGUUUUUGUUCCCUGUUUUCUGUCACCUGCAUUAGAUUAAAGUCUUUGGUUGGAUUUGC